AUGGCCGACGAAGGCAAGAUGGAUGGCGGCAAACAGUCAGGCGGCUCCACUGAUCACCAUGAUGGCGACAAAGUCUGCGGCGACACCCAGCUGGUCCCGAUGCCACCGUACAAACGCGCCGACCAGUCCGUUCCUGCCACCGCUUUUCAUUAUUUCUUGCAACUACCCUGGGAGCUUCGCAGGAACGUGUGGGUGUUCGCCCUUCCCCGAACCGUCUUCAUGUCAACGGUCCUCAGGCCCACAGAUUGCGUGCCUUAUCCGCCCAUGGGGCGUGCGUGCCGCGAAGCGCGCCUCGUUGCGAAAGAGUUUGGGUCUAUGGUCACGGCAUGGAGGGAGCACCACGACGGCCAUUGCUGGAGGGGCACGCACUACGACGGCCGUUGCUGGAGGGGCCACCCUGUGGUGAACCCGGGCAUAAAUUAUGACGUUCCAAACAAGGCUGAGGUGUGCGUGCGGACUUGGUUCAGUAGCAAGCUCGACACCUUGGUGCUUGACAUGUGGUGGCUCUGUCCGCUGACAGAACACAGGCAGAAUGACUUAAUCGACUUCACCGGGAUCGAAAGGUCUGCCACCACGCACCUUGUGCUUCAGGGCGACCGAUUUGGCUGGCAUCCGAGAGACCUCGAGUACGUUUACCGGACCUGUUUAAAGCGCCACACAGAGGUCCUCCUCAGCAUCAGGUCAUUCUCUUUCAUCCUGAAGGACCAAGAUUACGACACGAACAUGGGACUGGAUAUCUCUCCACGGCCUGGAGAGCGUGGCAGAGUCAUUCGCCUUGACGACACUGUUGCUUUGACCAAAUACCUCAAGUUGUGGAACGAGUGGCGUCGGAGUGAGACAUGCCCUAUUAUCGACGGCGACUACAGCUUCGAAAGCUGGUUGGAGACAGCUUUGGACAGCACGAGGGCAGGUGAAAAUAAGAGAGAGAAGAGAAAGUACAUGGCAUGGAAUGUGGAAGAUCAGUCAUAUGAGCAGCGCCUUGUCUCCCCGGAGGCAUAUUUCCUUCUCCGAACUGUCGACAGUAUCAUUCACAAACACACGUCAGUCGAAUACAUGAACCAAGACAUGGACGAAGACACGGACCAAGAAACGGGCCAAGAAACGGACCAAGAAACGGACGAAAGGAGCGUGCGCCGGGCGAAUGAGAUCAUGGACGACACGGGGAGGCUUAAGGAAGACCAUCCCCUAGUGCAGAACCUCGACAUCAAGUUACCUCAGGUUAUACCUGUGUACACCCUCAGCUUCCUCUGGAGGGGUCUUUCCUAG
Diaporthe batatas is the source of this 1266-nucleotide messenger RNA. RefSeq lists its product as uncharacterized. The record is from RefSeq and is a predicted model, not a curated record. The transcript has 2 exons. Bases 1 to 1266 code for a protein of 421 amino acids. NCBI's taxonomy places the organism in Eukaryota, Fungi, Ascomycota, Sordariomycetes, Diaporthales, Diaporthaceae.